AUGAUUGACGCCCUUGUCGUCUUUCUUAAGCUCUUGUUGAUUCAGUUCGACCUGGUCUGCUACGAGUGCGACAAGCAGUACGUAUGGGUAUCCCGCAGGGACGAGCCCAAAACAGCCAGGGCAUCUUUGCGUUCGCUCUACGCCUACUUCAUCGACAAGGAGCUGGCCGACAUCGGGGCCAAGACGGCCAAGUUCGCUCAGGAUGCCAGGAAGGAGUUCGAAAACAAGUGGGACAGGAUGAGCUCGGCCAAGAUAGAGGGGAGAGACGAUGCCUUUGAGAAUUCCAAGGGUCACGACAGUUGGUGCACCGCCAAGAAGCUCAAGUUCCCACGCCCGUCCGUAACCCAAGGCGCGUCGGUGUAUGGCGCUUACGGGUGGAAGGGUGUCACACACCUGACGCGGCAAACAAGAACUCGAGCAUCGGUUUUCCGAUCAAGAUCACUGAGACACUAG
This is a messenger RNA of Colletotrichum higginsianum IMI 349063, 453 nucleotides long. RefSeq lists its product as uncharacterized. The coding region runs from base 1 to 453 and encodes 150 amino acids. The record is from RefSeq and is a predicted model, not a curated record. The transcript is spliced from 2 exons. Lineage: Eukaryota; Fungi; Ascomycota; Sordariomycetes; Glomerellales; Glomerellaceae.